This is a messenger RNA of Xenia sp. Carnegie-2017, 2025 nucleotides long. RefSeq names its product cholesterol 24-hydroxylase-like. The record is from RefSeq and is a predicted model, not a curated record. Gene Ontology annotation, molecular function: iron ion binding; cholesterol 24-hydroxylase activity; heme binding. The transcript has 3 exons. Gene Ontology annotation, biological process: cholesterol catabolic process. Bases 114 to 1628 code for a protein of 504 amino acids. NCBI's taxonomy places the organism in Eukaryota, Metazoa, Cnidaria, Anthozoa, Malacalcyonacea, Xeniidae.
GAGUUUCAAAUGGUAAGCGGAAGUUCGUCCUGAUUGUUGCUUGCGCAACCGUGUAAUGAAUUCAAGUUACAUAUUUCAGCGUCUGCAAAAUCGUCUAUCGUCCAAAGUUGGCAAUGAUUUAUUUAUCAAACCUCAUCUUACAACUCUUGCUGUUUAUCUUAUUUUUGUUGUGCAUUCUGUUACUUCUAUUUAGUCUAUACAUUUUGUACCUUCGUCGUAUAAAAUAUGGCCAUUUACCAGGCCCAAAAGUCAGCUCAUUUUUUAAAGGCAAUUUUCCAGACAUAAGGAAGGCGUUGUCCAAAGGUUGCUCAUCUUUUGAAUUCAUAUUGGAUUGUCAUAUAAAAUACGGUGAUAUCGUCGUAAUAUGGUUGUUUUUUCUGCCCUGGGUGAACGUGGCAGAUCCUUACACUAUCAAGGCAAUCCUUUUGGUACAAAAAUUUCCAAAAGAUCCACGAUUUUACCGGGAAUGUUUGGAGACACUUUUCGGUGAAAGAGCCAUGGGUAGGAGUUUGUUAACAAAUCUCAACGAUGAGCAAUGGCAACAUAGGCGAUCCCUCAUGAACCCGGCAUUCCAUCGAUUAUACUUACGAAACCUCAUGUGUCAUUUUAACUCGAGCACCGACAUAUUUCUUGCUAAGCUACGUAAUGUGGCUGAGAAUGGGAUGUAUGUAAAAAUGGCAGAUGAAUUCUCGUUGGUCACAUUGGAUGUAAUCUGCAAGGCGGGUUUUGGGAUAGAUCUUGACGUAAUAAUUGAUCCGCAAAGUCCUUUUAUUCAAUCUUAUAACAUGAUUCUUAAGGGUGUCGAGGAAGCUUUCGUAAAUCCGUUACAUAAAUGGGAUUUUACAUCAUAUCCUCGACAGAGAGAAGUUAUCAAAGCCCUCCGAUUCCUUAGAAAUACGGGACGUGAUACAAUUCGAAGACGAACGCACACCUUAUCAAAUGAUAGCAAAAAAUUUCAGGACAUAUUGGACCACAUAUUGUCUGACGGUCGUGAUCCAAGGCUUUCCGAGGAAGACCUAAUUGACGACUUCGUUACAUUCUUUUCGUCAGGACAUGAAACAACAUCAUCGACAUUAUCUUUUUGCUUGCUGGAAUUGCUGCAUAAUAAUGACGUCUUCUGUAAUGCGGUGCAAGAAAUCAAAAACGUUCUGGGAGCGCAAAAUGACGUCACUUACGAUGAUUUGCCGAAAUUCAAAUACCUGGAUUAUUGUUUGAAAGAAACGUUGCGCCUGUACCCACCGGCACCAGGUAUCAUAAGAGUAACACCCAACAAUGUUAAACUUAAUAAGUAUGUAAUCCCAAAAGGUACUACGAUUAGCAGUAGUCCAUAUGUAAUGGGACGUCAUCCACAGCAUUGGGCCAACCCUGAAGGUUUUCAACCAGAGCGUUGGCGAUGUACGAAUGACGAGGGUCAAGUAUCCACAGGUGUUUAUUUCCCUUUCUCGUUAGGUCCAAGAAACUGCAUUGGACAGCAGUUUGCAAUGAUUGAAAGUAAAGUCAUCUUGGCUAAAUUUCUUAACACUUUUAAUGUUGAGCUUUGCCGCGGGCAGACGAAACGGAUUCAUGAGCGAGGUAGUUUACAACCACUAGAUGGCGUCAUCUGUAAACUCUCAAUAGCAAACAUUUGACCUACGAGCGAGCUAACAAAGCUUGCUCUUUGUAUAUAAUUGAAUGCAGUAAUGACAUCGUUACUGAUUUGUUUACAAUCUCUAUUAUUUUUUCAUCUCCAGUUACAGACCUCACUAAAGAGUGAGAUUUCAGUGAGCCAGAACUGGUGUUUGGAGGAGGUUGGACGCCGGCGAAUUUGUUAUUUGAAAUAUAUAAAAUGCCAUUUUCUGGCCCUUUUUAAGUCCUACAAAAAGAUAAAGCCUGUAUGCUUUUGAAAUCUGCACAUGAAUAAUUUAACCCAAAUUCUAUUCAUAGAGUACAUAAUUUUUGGAUUAAAUUAAAUUUAGUAUUUGGAAUAAAAUUUAGAUUAGUUCUUUAUCUCGUCAUACUGAUUUAUUAAAAAAAUUCUAUAUCGCA